UUUUUUUCGAUUUUAUGACCCAAUGAAGUACUUGGCGCAUUUCUUUUCCACCUUUAAGCCGAUUUGCCGUCUAAUAAAAGGCGACCGCAUCCCAUCUGUUUCUGAAUAGGAACAAUAUGGACACAACGAGUAAACGGAAAAACACACCCCUCAAGCUCUCUUUCGCUUUUUCUUCUUUUUUUUUUUCCUUAUUUUUCUUCAUGCCCUUUUCCACGACUCCGUAGUCCUUUUUGUCCUUUUGUGAACCAUUUUUACUGCAUAUGUUGAUAUUGCCUCCCGACCUCGCCAGCCAUAACAAAAUAAAACAGCAGCAGCAGCAGUAACAAAGCUACAUACAUACAUAACACAUACACACCCAUUACCACACAGCAAUGAGCAGCAGCAGCAGCAGCAGCACCACUACACCACCGGCAGAUCAGUCAACAUCAUCAUACCCUCUCGAUCCCCUGAAUCAGCUAACCAGCGAAAAGCAGCGACUUGCUGCAAGGCGUGAAAACAACGGCGACAGCGACACCCAUACCACCACCGACCCGCGUUCCUCGGCGCCGAACAACGCGGACUCACAGCAACAGCAACAACAGCAGCAACAAAGUACGACUGCACCCGAUUCAAUCCACGAAGAUCUGUUCUAUGGUGAAAACGGAGGCGAGUCGGCGGCAAUAUACAGCAAAGAAGCAACGCUAUCGAGUAAUCGGGAGGAGGAUUUGUUUGUAAAAGCCAGCUGGCGUUUAAAGCUGUUAAUUUUGUUUUGCAUGCUUGCAUUGCCCGUGGGCUGUCAUUAUUUGGAAGCCACCGUGGGUACACUGAAAACGGCACUCAAAGAUAACAUGCACAUCAACAAUACCCAGUUCGGUAUCCUCGUUUCUGCGGUUACCCUGGUAAACACGGUCCUGCCACUGUUUGCCGGCAUUUUCAUUGACGAUUUGUCCAGCCUUGGAUCAAUUCGUGGUACAACCCUCGUCAGCAUUGUUAUUUUCAUUGGCAGCAUGCUCGUAUCUAUUGGCAGUGGCCGAAACAGCUUUCCAAUCAUGGUGGCUGGUCAAGUUGUUUAUGGUUUAGGUGGCGGCAUGAUCGUUACUAUGCAAGAAGGCAUCUUAUCUCGCUGGUUCAGAGAUCGAGAAUUAGCCAUUGUGAUUGGUAUUUUAUUAUGUGUUGCACGGUUGACAAAGUGGGCUGCCAAAAUGGUCUGCUAUCCGAUUGUCUAUUCGAGCGGUUCCCAUUCCUGGCCGAUCCAUGUGGCGACCAUCUUUUGUGCAGCAGGCGUAUUGAUGAAUGUCCUGUACUGGAUGGUAAUGUGGCAUAACGGCUGGGCAACCUUGACGGGCAGAGAAAUUGCCCAGCCAAAGCACAAGUAUCGCAACCAUUUCAAUAACAGUAACACGGUAACGCCUGUGCCAAGUCGACGCCUCUCUGUGAUAUCUCAGGCAGCGGCUACCAUGAAUACGAAUACGCGCCGUCGCAAACCGUCUGGAUUUCAAUUCUCGUACAAGCUAUUUCUGUAUGUGCCUGGCACGUUUUGGAUGAUCCCUUGGAUCCAACUGAUCAUGUCCAGUGUACUGAGCAGCUUUGAUGAUAUCGCGACUGAAUUUGUUCAGUUUCGCUUCCAGACAACGAGUAUCAUGGCUGGCUAUCAAAGCAGUUUGACUCAAGUUGUUCCAAUCGUGGUGGCUCCUAUCAUGGGCAUUGCUGUACAUCGUUAUGGCCAACGUGUCACUAGCUUGCUCUUUGCCACAUUGGUACUGAUUCUAUCCAUGGUGUUGCUGGCCCACACAUGGAUUGUGCCUGCUGCAGGCAUGAUUAUCUUUUCAAUAGCACUUGCAUUAGGCCCAGUGUCCGUACUGAGCUCCACAUCCAUGUUGCUACCACACGAGUUGGCCGGCACGGGCAUGGGUCUGCACAAAUGUGCCAACAAUAUCGGCACAACGAUUGUCGCUGUGAUUGUUGGCUAUGUUCAAGACCUGACUUACCAUGACGGCGACUCGGCAGAUGACCACAGGGACCUGCAAAAUGAAUACAAUGGGGUCAUGACCAUGUAUCUCGUCAUGGCAUGCAGCUCGACGCUGGUCGUCGGGGUCUUUUGGCUGAUGGAUCACAAGAUUCUCAAGGGAUGGUUGCAAGCAGAUAAGACCGAGCGGGAUCGACGACUCGACGUGGCCAAGCAUGAACAAGAUGAAGAAGACCGUGCUGUUCGAUACCCUUAUUACGGCGUGGCGCCCGAGGAGCAGGAAAAGCGCAGGAAUAUGGCACUACAAAUGAUUGGCAGUCGGAUGCGAUCCAAAAAGACAUAUGUUUAUGUCACAAUCUAUACCUUUUGGUUUGUGGCCGCGUGGGUCAUUUUCUUUACCUUUGCUCUUAUGCCUGUAUAUCAAAACUACACUAUCCAUUAAUAAAAUUGUAUAUUUUAUUUGACCUUUUGUACAUUUAAAUAAAAACUGUCGUCCCUACUGUAUCAUAAUGCUUUCGAAACAGCUAUGUAUGUCGCGUUUGCUGAUUCAAACAAUCCCAAUCGAGAAUAGAGUCUCAGGCGAACAGAUCUUCUCGUAACAGUUUCAACGAUUGCAUAGCAGCACAGAUGGUUCAGUUAGAGACAAG
Molecule: messenger RNA, 2592 nt
Organism: Zychaea mexicana
Lineage: Eukaryota; Fungi; Mucoromycota; Mucoromycetes; Mucorales; Lichtheimiaceae
Product: major facilitator superfamily domain-containing protein
Exons: 6
Coding region: 372-2387 (671 amino acids)
Biological process (GO): transmembrane transport
Molecular function (GO): transmembrane transporter activity
Source: RefSeq, a predicted model, not a curated record